Molecule: messenger RNA, 577 nt
Organism: Colletotrichum godetiae
Lineage: Eukaryota; Fungi; Ascomycota; Sordariomycetes; Glomerellales; Glomerellaceae
Exons: 3
Coding region: 130-480 (116 amino acids)
Source: RefSeq, a predicted model, not a curated record
GGGCCGUCCCUACUUGCAUCACCUGUUCACGGAAGGCCGGGAUUGGGAUUGGGAUUGGGAUUGGGAUUGUGAUUGCUCUACAAGGUAAUUACGGACAAGAAAUGUAAUCGUAAGGUGCGCCCGAUGUAAAUGUUGCGCGCAAGUGCCAUCGGAUUAAGCUCCGGCCUGACUCCCCUUCUCCUUCCUUUCCUGCCCUCCUUAAGGAGUAGUCCUUGGGGCCCUCUUCCCCGUACCCUCACCAUCCCUGGAACGACCGUUAUCCACCUUCUGUAUUUCCCGAAGCCAAACCGGGGUUGGGUUCAAUCUACCAUCCUUCAAACACUCACAUCGACAAACGACCGAAGAGAACUUGCAGAGCGAAUUUGCGAAGAGAUAUGGCUGCCGCCGGGCAACCUCUGGAGCCCGAUACAUUUGAUUCGGACUCGGCAAUCUCGGAGCUUCGGAAUGGCAGUACCGACUCACCUACUCCGAGUAUGCUGACGGUGCUGGAGGAGAAUGGCAGGACAUACCACGCAAUGAGUUCCGGGAGUGAGUAGUGCCCAUCAGACAACCUCCAAUGCGGUGUCUUUGACUAACG